GAGAACGUGCCGCCGAUGAUCGCAAUUCUAGGCCCUUCGUCCAUCUCUUCAUUUUCAAAAACAGAGAGCACUAAAAGUUUUUGUUUGUUUUCAGAGCGGAGAUUUGAUUUAGACAGCCUAUUGGCACUAAAUCUGAACAACGUCGGCAAGUUGACCCCGUAUGAAGGCGAGCAGGUUAAGCUGCUGUCAAAGAUAGAAGCCUACAAAUCCAGUGACAAUGCAGCGCCAACCAUAGAACCGACUGCUGAGGCAGGGCCAUCGGGGACAACUACUCACGAAUCCUUGUCUGGGACAGUACCACAGGCAGCAUCUUCAUCCUUAGAGACAGCUGUGGAUGCACAAGGAGCAUCACAAAAGCAUCCCUCACUUUCUCGAGUUGCACGGCCAGCAAAACGGAAGAUAAGUGUAUUCCACAACGAGCAUGUCGUGGAGGAGCUGGACUUGCUGGCCAUAUUGUCGUCUAGUUCUAAUGGUAAGGCAAUCUUAGCUUGUUACCGAGCUGGACAGAAGGAGUAUGAUGAGACUGGAGACGAGCCCCCCGCAUUGACCAAAUUACACAGGAAACUUAUAGCUGAUGAGAUUCAUGCGGCAUUGAUUAAAGAGUUGGUAGAACCCAUACAGCAUCAACUAUUUGAAGGUGUUGCCCUGAAAGUUCGUGAAGUAUUUCCCACAGAGAGAAAGGAGAAAUGGUAUGAUGCCCCUCAUUCAGUGACAAAUGACACUAACCAUCCGAAAGGCAAGAUCCCAGACAAGUUCCGAAAUGUCAAGAACCGCGUAAAGAACUUGGAGCGUGCUGGUUCUUCAAAACAAUCAAAAAGUCGCAGUCAGCCUCGGCAGUAUACUGGAACUCUGCAAAGUAUUCUAAAAAAACCAAUUACUGAUCUUGAGAGGAGUGCGGAGACAUGGCUUCAAAAGUCUCGGAGUCCAUGGCCUGUCGUUCUUGAGAAGUGGCGCGUGACGCUGCCACUGAGGCUUCGAGACUUGUUUAAUGGAGAGGACCAUUUCGUUAAUUCGUACUUGGAGCAGUGGCCUGUGCUAAAGCACGCAUCUGGAUUUGAGUUGGUCCUGCAAGAUUUUAAAGAUAUCUACCCGGAAGCAGACAAUUUAAUGUUCAUUAAAUGGGACCAUUUUUUGAAAAGGACUCUCUCCAUCGCAAGGAAGGAUGUGAAAGAUUCAAACAUUAGAAGAUUGUUGGUGCAAGACUCGUCCAACGAUAGGGAUGUGCAAGCUUGUAUUGUACUGUUCGCACUUCCUGGAAUCAGUGCAAACCGCUCAAUGCAGGUGGAUAAGAAGACAGAAAAGCUUACAAUUGACCGCGCUCGAGACAGUUUUAUCGUCUAUUGCCAAUCUGCAAGUACCAUCUCCAAUUUGAUUGAGGCCCGGAGGGAGCUCCUGAAAGGCAGAGAUGGGGGUGGGCAGCCUCUCAUAGUUUUGGUUGGCAAAUCUGAAACAGCAGUCACAGCUGUUUACGUCUCAGUUGCGGACUUGUUGUGGAAGUGUGACGGAGUUUUGGAAGCUGUCGACCUUUUCUUCAAAUCUUUUUUUGCACUCCACAUCGAGUACCCUCCAGAAAGUAGCCACAUUCUCAUCAUUCUUCAAAAGGCUGUGUAUGGCCUAUCCACGGAGUAUGACAAAAAUUACAAUAUUGAUUAUGGUUGGCUCAGUGUGUAUGAAUCAUAGAAUUUAUAUUGUUUUGAUUUAUUGUUCACUUGCAUCCUUGAUUAUUUUUCUAGAAUGCUCUUUUGAUUUGAUUGUUCGUCACUUACGCUUCUUGCAUUAGUUUUCCGUUCAGUUGUUUUGAUUUCCUCCUGAUGGUGUUCUAGUCUCAUCCAU
This is a messenger RNA of Frankliniella occidentalis (western flower thrips), 1833 nucleotides long. RefSeq lists its product as uncharacterized. The transcript is spliced from 8 exons. The coding region runs from base 16 to 1680 and encodes 554 amino acids. The record is from RefSeq and is a predicted model, not a curated record. Lineage: Eukaryota; Metazoa; Arthropoda; Insecta; Thysanoptera; Thripidae.